Aspergillus oryzae RIB40 is the source of this 792-nucleotide messenger RNA. RefSeq lists its product as uncharacterized. Bases 1 to 792 code for a protein of 263 amino acids. The transcript is spliced from 3 exons. NCBI's taxonomy places the organism in Eukaryota, Fungi, Ascomycota, Eurotiomycetes, Eurotiales, Aspergillaceae. Gene Ontology annotation, molecular function: arylformamidase activity. The record is from RefSeq and is a predicted model, not a curated record.
AUGGGUUUCGACACUACGCCUAUCAAAACGAACAAGUUAGUCUACAAGCAUAAGCUGCAUUUCGAGAACCCAAACUCACUAUGGUUUCUUCUGCUUAAGCUAUACUACAUGGGACGUACAGCAGCACAAUUCGCCGAAUCAUCAGUUCCCAAUGGAAUCCAGCAUAUCGCCAAAAAAUGCAUUGCAGGACGCGCCAUACUGGUAGACUGGUACAAAUGGGCCCAGAGGAACGGCCGCGUGGUCGACGCCAUGACCGCACAUUCUGUCCCUUUCACCGAGCUCCUGGAAGUCAUCCAAGACCAAGGCCUCUCCUCCGAUGACUUCAGGGCCGGGGACAUCAUCCUCUUCCGGUUUGGAUAUAUCAGUCAGUACGAAAACAUGCCGGAGGAAAAGCGGGCCCGACUCGAUGAGGUGUAUAAAAGGCAGAAACCCGAGAAUAUCGGCAUCGAGCCUUCGGAAGAGCUCUUGCGGUUUCUCUGGGAGAAACGGAUUGCCGCGGUUGCAGCGGAUUCUAGAUCCUUUGAGGUUUGGCCUUGCACGGAAAUCGAAUGGCAUUUGCAUGAGUGGUUGCUUGCUGGUUGGGGGAUGCCGAUUGGAGAGCUGUUUGAUCUGGAGGAGCUGAGCAUCGCUUGUGAUGAAGCUAAUAGAUAUACUUUUUUCCUGACAAGCUCACCGAUGAAUCUCGGCUUGCACUCUGGCAAUCCGAUCCAGCUGUCGCUGGCUGUACGAGAGCUUAGACGUGUGGUGUUUCUUUUCAUCCUGGUAUGUGGUUUUUGGGUGAGAGAUCUUUGA